AUGAAGAAACACCUUACUAUUGUCAUCAAACUUGGCACUUCGUCGAUUGUCGACGAAAAGAGCCACGAGCCUCUUCUCUCAAUCCUCUCCACCAUCGUCGAAACAGCCUGUAAACUACAAAAGGAUGGCCACCGAGUAGUCAUUGUGUCGUCCGGCGCCAUUGGCGUCGCUCUAGGUCACAUGGAGAUGGAACGCAGACCGAAACACCUCCCUCAAGUCCAGGCCCUGGCUGCCAUCGGACAGUGCAAGCUCAUGAGUCUGUGGGACCAGCUAUUCAUGCACAGAAGACAGCCAAUCGCUCAAAUCCUGCUCACAAGAAACGAUAUUGCCGACCGUACUCAAUACCUCAAUGCUCAGAACACUUUCAUCGAGUUGAUCCACAUGGGCGUCAUUCCUAUUGUCAACGAGAACGACACUUUGUCAGUCGCUGAAAUCAAGUUCGGUGACAACGAUACACUUUCCGCCAUCACUGCUGCCAUGGUUCAGGCCGACUACCUGUUCCUCAUGACAGAUGUGGAUUGUCUGUACGACAGUAACCCUCGCUCGAAUCCCAACGCCAAGGCCAUAGAGGUUGUCGAGGAUAUCGGAGACUUGGUCGCAGACGUUUCGAGUGCCGGUUCCUCGGUAGGCACUGGCGGCAUGGCUACCAAGAUCACUGCUGCUCGCUUAGCAACCUCUGCUGGUGUGACUACCAUCAUUACCCGCUCAGACAAGCCUGGAAACAUCGCCAACAUUGUCGCAUAUGCCGAAUCGAAAAAGGCAGAGGAACUGGCAGCUAAGCGUUCAUCGCGGCAGGGCUCAACAGACGGCUCAGAGUCGUUAAGCAACUCGACAAGCAAUUUGACUCUUGAGGAACCUUCGCUCGUGAAGAAAGCUGUGGUCAAUGAAGUGUCAAGCACAAAUGGCACCGUAUCACCCAAACUCGAUACACCUUCCUUGCCGCCACUACAUACUCGCUUCAUUCCCGAUCUUCAUCCUAUCAGAGACCGAUACUUCUGGCUGCUAUAUGGCUUAGCGCCACACGGAACAGUCUACAUCGACAAAGGCGCACAUAGAGCACUGGCUGACAAGGCUGGUCUACUGCCAGCCGGCGUAGUAGAGGUCGAGGGCAACUUCGCACAACAAGAAGCCGUGCGGAUAGUGGUGGUGCAGCGCAAAUCAAAGGGCUCGUUCGAAUAUGAGAAGGAAGACCCUGCACCCUUCGAAGUGGGCAGAGCACUGGUCAACUACUCGGCAGCGGAGAUUAAGAGAAUCCGCGGUCUCAAGAGCACAGAAAUUCAUGCUGCACUGGGUUAUGCGGACAGUGAGUACAUUGCGCUGAGAGAGAAUAUUGCAUUCGGCAAUAGAACGAGCAGACCUGCCACGCCCAGUCGCAUGUCGAUGAGCCAGGAGUUGGAAUCUAGGCAUUGA
Molecule: messenger RNA, 1410 nt
Organism: Aureobasidium melanogenum CBS 110374
Lineage: Eukaryota; Fungi; Ascomycota; Dothideomycetes; Dothideales; Saccotheciaceae
Product: glutamate 5-kinase
Exons: 2
Coding region: 1-1410 (469 amino acids)
Cellular component (GO): cytoplasm; cytosol
Molecular function (GO): glutamate 5-kinase activity; ATP binding; RNA binding
Source: RefSeq, a predicted model, not a curated record